Messenger RNA from Aureobasidium musti, 1239 nucleotides. Lineage: Eukaryota; Fungi; Ascomycota; Dothideomycetes; Dothideales; Saccotheciaceae. The record is from the annotation of a GenBank genome assembly.
AUGACGUUGACGUCCGAGGGAAUCACGAGGACUCGCACUGGCGCCCGCAGCCACCACGGUCUUGGUCCGACCAAGCUAUCCAUCGACUACCUCUCCAUCCGUCCUCCACAACCCUCCAUCUUUCCACUUCCCUCCACACAUUCCUCAACCCCAUACAGAUACAACAAGAUGAAGGGCAGUUCUCUCAUGGCAGCCGGUGCGCUGUUUGGCUCGGCUUCGGCCGGUGUCCACAAGAUGAAGCUCAAGAAGGUUCCUCUUUCUGAGCAGCUUCACGUCCAGGCUCUUGGUCAGAAGUACAUGGGCAUUGCUAUCGGCAACCCUCCUCAAGAGUUCAAGGUCGUCCUCGACACCGGCAGCUCCAACCUUUGGGUUCCCUCGUCUGAGUGUGGCUCCAUCGCUUGCUACCUCCACAACAAGUACGACCACAGUGACUCUUCCACAUACAAGAAGAACGGCUCAGACUUUGCCAUCCGCUACGGCUCCGGCGCUGUUGAAGGUUACAUCUCCCAGGACACUGUCCAGAUUGGUGACAUCAAGAUCAAGAACCAGCUCUUUGGUGAAGCCACUCAGGAGCCUGGCCUUGCUUUCGCCUUCGGCCGCUUCGAUGGUAUCCUUGGUCUUGGAUACGACACCAUCAGUGUCAACAAGAUUCCUCCUCCUUUCUACGAGAUGGUUGCCCAAGAUCUGCUCGACGAGCCUGUCUUCGCCUUCUACCUCAGUGACACCAACGACAAGGAGGCUGAGUCCGAGGCCAUCUUCGGUGGCGUCAACAAGGACCACUACACCGGCGAGCUCACCAAGCUCCCUCUGAGACGCAAGGCCUACUGGGAGGUCGACCUUGACGCCAUCACCUUUGGCAAGGAGAGCGCCGAGUUCGACAACAUGGGUGCCAUCCUCGACACCGGCACUUCGCUCAUUGCCCUCCCCAGCACUCUUGCUGAGUUGCUGAACAAGGAGAUCGGUGCUAAGAAGGGCUACAACGGCCAGUACACUGUCGAGUGUGACAAGCGUGACUCUCUCCCUGACCUCAGCUUCACUCUGACCGGCUACAACUUCACCAUCACUCCCUACGACUACAUCCUUGAGGUCCAGGGCUCAUGUAUCUCGUCGUUCAUGGGCUUCGAUAUCCCUGCCCCUGCUGGCCCUCUUGCCAUCCUUGGUGAUGCUUUCCUCCGCAAGUACUACUCGGUCUAUGACCUCGGUAGCAAUAGCGUUGGUCUCGCCAAGGCUAAGGCUUAA